Messenger RNA from Paramecium tetraurelia, 1290 nucleotides. RefSeq lists its product as uncharacterized. Gene Ontology annotation, biological process: peptidyl-serine phosphorylation; autophagy. Lineage: Eukaryota; Ciliophora; Oligohymenophorea; Peniculida; Parameciidae. Gene Ontology annotation, cellular component: cytoplasm. The transcript is spliced from 2 exons. Gene Ontology annotation, molecular function: protein serine/threonine kinase activity; ATP binding. The record is from RefSeq and is a predicted model, not a curated record.
AUGAAAUAAUAGUCAAAUAGAAAAUUAUUAGAGUUGAGACAGAGUGUGAAGCAGUCACUUUUCAAAUCAGUGAAGACGGAAAGAUCUCAAUAUCCAACCGAAACAAAGAGAUCCAAAUCUAUAACUCAGUGGACAUAAUUUACAUUCUUCAAAUAAAAUCAGUAAUCUAAAAUCACAAAAUUCCAUGAUGUGUACAGGAUGACCAAGAAAAUAGGAACAGGUGCUCAUGGAGUGGUGAAGAUUUGUAAUAAAAUUUAAGAUUAACUAAAAAUAAACUAUGCAGUUAAAAAGUUGUCAUGUAAAAACGACCCUGAGUUAAUAAGAACUAUCAUUUAAACCUUUAAUAUUAAUAGAACUUUGAAUAAUCAUCCCAAAAUUAUCAGAUCAUAUGAUUUGUAUAUUGAUGAAAAUGAAUAAGUUGCUUAUUGGGUAAUGGAAUAUUGCAAUUACAAAAGUCUGUAAUCAUACAUGUAUAAAUCAAUCCCCGAUGUUGUGAUCUAAUAAAUUAUGAAGUAGUUGGCUCAAACCAUAACUGAAAUCCACAAGAAAGGCAUCUGUCAUAGAGAUUUGAAACCAGACAACAUUUUAGUAAAAUUGCACGGUUAAAUUGAUAUCAAAAUCAUUGAUUUUGGUGUAUCUAAGAAAUUCAUGGUCAAAAAGAAAAACGAUAGAAUAUAUCAUGAAAUGUGGACCAGAACUGGUUCUCUUCUCUAUUAAGCACCUGAAACCUUUCUAGGAGGUGGAUAUGAUGAAAAACUUGAUGUCUGGAGUGUUGGUGUUAUCCUCUACCAACUUCUCUGUGGCAAAUUUCCAUUUAUUUGUGAUUCCAAAUUAGAUACAAUAGAGAUGAUUACUGAUCCCAAUCUCACUAUAAAUCAAAAUAAGGAGUUAUAACUAUUAUAACCACUUCAGAUUGAUUUACUAAAAAGACUCUUAAAUAAAAAUCCAGAAAAGCGAUUGACUGCUGAAGAAUUCUCUUUGCAUCCUUGGAUUAACUAGGUGAGCACAACUAAGUCAAUUUCUAGUGAUGAUUUAUAAAUCAACAAGGGUAGUGAAAUAAUCACUACAUCUCUCAAUCUUGAUGAAACUCAAAUAAGGAUUGACUUCUCUAAUCAUAUACAUUACACUCAAAAGCAGUUUCAAGAGUUGCUUAUUCAUAUCAAAGAUCAUGUCAUUGAAGAUUCUUAAAGCAGAAAGAGCAGCUAUUAAAUCAUUUCAGCCCAUACAUCUUAUGAGGCUUCUCCUAUUAAUUAAACAGAUGAAACUCAAUAACCAAACUAUAAAAAAUGA